AUGAAGAGGGCGAGGCAGGAUCCCCUCCCGGAAAAGAUCAGGCGCUUGCGGGGCGUUAUCAUGGUCAUCUGUAUUCCCAUCCUCCUCGUUUCGUUCGUCUUCUUCCUGAUGCCUCGCAGCGGGUUCUCGGCCGAUGGGAGUGGAAACCUCCUCAUCGGCAGGAAGACAGUGCCUGGCGGGGAGUCCGUGAAAUACGCCGUGAUCUUUGACGCCGGGAGUUCCGGCAGCAGGGUUCAUGUGUUCUGUUUCGACAAAAAUUUACACAUCCAGCCUAUUGGGAAAGAACUCGAGCUCUUUGUGCAGGUGAUUCUUAUGUAGAUAUUCUCAAGACCCCUUCUCAAAUAUUCGCUCUCCAUCGUAUUUCCUGCAUUUUUCCAGUCAAUUGUUUCCUGGAUUUUUGUUUUAAACCCUUCUUCGUUCUAAAAUGUUUUCUACAUCGCAUUGUAUUCUAGAUUCGUAACCGAGCCCCAGUGUCUGUUUCGUAAUUAUCGAAGGCAGGGCCCUUGUUCCAUUUAAAGUUUCGGUGGUAUGAUUACCUUUUCUAUUUGAUUGAGACAUCUUGGAUACUCCUCGUUGAACUGAAAUAAGAUAUCAUUUAAUUGAUACAAAAUGUGGUUCAUCAUCUGCAAGCUUCAAUGCAUACACCACAACGGUAAGAGCAUAACAUAUAUCAGAAUUCUUGUUUCUGUAUCGAUUUUUUCUUGAUGUCGCAAAAAAAUGUCAGGAUGACGUUUCAAAACUUUUAAAUUUUGCAUCUGUCAAGCUGACAAAGUGCGAUAUAGGGGAUAUUGUGCAUUGGCCUACUGAACCUUGCACUUUCAACAUCUUUCGUUGUUGUGAUUCUCAUCUCUUACUUUGAUCUCAAACUCACAUUCCAUCUUCUUAUAGCCCGCUUCCCAAGUGAUGAUGACGAAAAAAAACUGUCUCCUCUUCGUGGCUUGCUCUUAUUCUGUGAAGAUGAGAGUAUAUGCACUAGGAGGCAUGAUUCUUUGUCCCAUUACUCGUUAAAGGAGCAAUAUGUGUGGACCGAUUGGGCGACAAUUGAUCCAGACUCCUCGAAAUUAGUGCUUCAGUACCUUUUUUUUGAAAAAGGAACACUUAUGUUCUGACUGUCUGAGCAGCUGAAGCAAAUGGCUUAUUUAUAAAAUCCGUCAUAAAAUUAGAAGCUUUGGAAAAUGCUGGAAAAAAUAUAUUUUUCAGAAAAUUGGUCUUAUGCCUUAAGAGUUUGUAUCACAAUUUUUUUUUUCCCCCUAUGAUUCUGGUCGAAAGAUGUGUAUUUUCUCAUGCAAGGUAUGCCAUUUACAACUGCUGUAAUUUAUGAAAGGUGGAAUGAAACCAGAUGUUUUUGUUAAACUGAUAAAAAAAUUCUUCUAGUACUUUGUGUGGUAAUAAAAGGCUUCUUUAUGACAGGAUGGUGUAUCUUUCGUGCUACUCCUGGAUUGGUUGAUUUAAUGUUAGUUUAUUUUCAAUGCAGACUGUUAGUUUAUUGCUGCAGUUUCCCAAUAAAAUAGGGGAAUUAAUCGUUUUUAAUAAUUUUCUUUUUGUGGUCUCAGUGAAGUCUCUUUUGUCAUAAUUUUUUUCUCUCAAUUUUCAGAAAAAACCUGGAUUGAGUUCGUAUGCCAAAAAUCCUGACGAUGCGGCAAAUUCACUCCUAUCUCUAUUGAAGGAAGCUGAAGCGGUGAUCCCCUCAGAAUUGAGAAAGUUGACACCUGUGAAAGUUGGGGUAAUGCAAAUUUCUUCCAAUUACACGUUCUUACACUAUUACAGAUCCACCUUGUCUUGUUUAGGCAUUGCUAAACACUCGUUUAAUUUUUACGUUGUUCAGGCAACUGCGGGUCUUAGAGCAUUGGGCGCGGAAACAUCUGAAAAAAUAUUGCAAGCAGUAAUCUUAUUUUUCUUUCUUCAUUGAUUUUCAUAUUUUCUUAAACUUUAGCUAAGUCCAGCCUUAUUCUCUUUUUCACCUUAUUACCAUUUCAGUCAAUGCUUGAGGCUUAUAAUUUUUAUGAUUUUUCCAUUUAAUUAAUCGACUACAACACAAAACCCUGCAGGUUAAAGAUUUUUUGCAUGAGAAGAGUUCUUUGAAGUUUAAACCAGAGUGGGUUUCUGUUCUGGAUGGAACACAGGAAGGUGCAUUUCAGUGGGUAAGAUAUAUUGGUAUCCUUUCUUUACUUUGCAAAUCUGCUGUGCUGUCGUUCUUUGUAGGUCAGUCAAUCUGUUCACAACGAGAAACCGAUAGAGAAUAGAAAAAUAUGUAUAACUUCAUUUAUAAUAGAUUUAGUCUUGCACGACUAUAUAGAAAACAUCUAGCUUGUUUCUUCACGAGAGCCUGGCUAUUUCAACUUGUCAUCAUCUUUACCUCGAUUUAGAUAUGAUUGACGCCUCCAGUUUCUACAGUAUCUUCAUCAAAAAAUUCCCAUGUUGUUAUUAAUUUUCUUAGCCAAUGUGCUUAGGGUCUUUUUGCUAAAAAUCGAUAUUUUUUUCAUCACUCGAAAGUGGUGUAUAUAAUGGUCUCAAGCGAGGGUGAAACACUUCAACAUAAAUCUAUCGUGGAUUGCAUGUAUAUAUUAUCUACUACAUCGUGAUCCAAGGCUUAGGAGCUUCCUCAUUUUCAGGUUACGAUAAACUAUUUGUUGGGAAAACUGGGAAAGACGUAUGCAGACACAGUUGGAGUGGUUGAUCUUGGUGGUGGGUCUGUCCAAAUGGCCUAUGCCAUCUCAGAAAGUGACGCCGCAAAGGCUCCGACAAUCAAGAACGGAGAAGAUACCUAUGUGAAGAUAUUAUUUCUUAAAGGAGUCAAAUACUACCUCUAUGUCCACAGGUUUGGCAUCUCCAUCCCUAGUGAAUUUUUUCAUAUUUGGAGGAUGUUAAUGCCAUUGAUUACUUAACUGGGAGUUGUAACACUAACUCUGCAUUAGAAACAUAGAGUGAACCUUGCAUUAAAUAACGAGAUUCUGUCAGAGUACCUUUGGAAGAUAUGAUCACAUCUGAAAGCGAUCCUCAAUGAGAUGCAUCUUAAAUUUUCCCUUUUUCCAUUUAACAAAAAUAAUGUUUGUGACAUCUUUUCUUGCUUUUUGAACAAUAACAGCUACCUCCGUUAUGGUUUAUUAGCUGCCAGAGCAGAGAUUUUGAAGGUUGAUGAUAGAUCUGGAAAUUCUUGCAUUUUGGGUGGAUACCAUGGUACGAUUGUCCAUCUCUUAAUAACUUAUGCUCUAUUUUUAAUAUAUAUAUUUUAAAAACAGACUCAUGCAACCUCAUUUACCUAUAAUACAACCUUAAUCUGCCUUUUAUGGCUUGCGAAUUAAUCUCUCAUAUAGGAGCCGGGAUUUUGCCUGAAAAGAAUCUAUUCUUUUGCAAAUGAAAUAUUUACCUUAUUUUCAACUCGAGCAAGAAGUCUAACGGUUAUUUCUCCACUUAACCUUGUCCUAGUCAUAAUCGCUUGUAUAUGUCCUACGUGCGACUGAAUUAAUUGAUCAGUCUCAGUGUCCCCUUCUGAUAAUUGCCAUUAGAGAUACAACUCCAUUUCUACCUGAUGUCGUUAUUUCUAGUAGGAAUUCCCGGAUUUGCUUCUAAGGCCACCACGUCAUUUUCAUAUGUUCUAAUCACAAUACCCCCUGCGACUUUCAGGUCCGGUCCGUCUUGGCUAGAUUUAUUUCUCGCUAAACACUCCUUUUGAAGACAACUUUAUGGACGAUAAUUUAAUGAGGAUCAUGUUUACUUUCUCUAGGAUUAUGCCUGUCAUGCCCACAGUAGCAACUCGAUUUUAUAGAUAAAGGAUUUCCUACCACGAAGGGUUUCUUAACCACCCAUGUAGGACUGAAGCAUUUCUGAGAAGUCACUUAUGCGACGUGAUAUCCCUCAUAUUUUCUUCUUCUUCAGAUGAUAUCGUUCAAUUUGAUUUCAAUACGAAUGUCUAAGAACCGUUCUCACGCUGUGAAGGAUCGUACAAGUACAAUGGAGAAGUGAAUGAUGCUUCAUCUUCACCGUCAGGGUCAAACUAUAAUCAGUGCAGGGAAGCUGCUGUUAAAGCCCUCAAAGUUGAUCAACCAACAUGCACACACAUGAAGUGCACGUUUGGCGGCGUUUGGAAUGGCGGCGGCGGUGACGGGCAGAAAAAGCUGUUUGUGGCUUCUUUCUUCUUUGACAGAGCCGCUGAGGUGACUACAGAUUAACUAUCUGGUACCGUCCUUGUGGGAGCUUUCUUUUUCUAACUCAGGUGCUCACUUCUUCAGGCCGGGUUUGUUGACCCAAAACUGUCAGUUGCUAAGGUGAACCCUUCAGAUUUUGAGGAUGCUGCCAAACGUGCGUGUGGCUUGAACCUGGAAGAAGCUGGGAAAACGUAUCCCAAAGUCGAGGAGGACAAUUUGCCUUAUCUAUGCAUGGACCUCGUGUAUCAGUACACACUGCUCAUUGAUGGGUUCGGUGGGUCCCAUCCUGCCUGCACUACUGGCUUUCUUAAACACCUGCAUUUAGCAAUCCUUGAGUUAACUUGUAUUCCCAUCUUCUUUCCCCAAACAGGGUUGGAUCAAUUGCAGGAGAUCACCUUGGUAAAGCAAGUGCCGUAUGGUGAACGAUUCGUAGAAGCUGCAUGGCCUCUAGGCAGUGCGCUCGAAGCGGUGUCAUCGGAAUAG
This is a messenger RNA of Spirodela intermedia, 4628 nucleotides long. NCBI's taxonomy places the organism in Eukaryota, Viridiplantae, Streptophyta, Magnoliopsida, Alismatales, Araceae. The record is from the annotation of a GenBank genome assembly.